CGCUGCCGCCGCCCGCUGCCGGAGCCCGCGGGGCCAUGUGUCAGGUGGGCGAGGACUGCGGGGAGCCGGCGCCCCUUCGCGGGGAGUGUCCGCCGGCGCCGCGGCCCAGCCGCGAGCGGACGUGCGUGAAGUGCGAGGAAGGCCGGCCGGUGGUGGUGAUCCGGGCGGGAGAUGCCUUCUGCAGGGGCUGCUUCAAGGCCUUCUACACCCACAAGUUCCGAGCUGUGCUGGGCAAGAGCCGCGUCGUCUUCCCGGGCGAGAAGGUGCUCUUGGCGUGGUCUGGGGGGCCUUCGUCCAGCUCCAUGGUCUGGCAAGUCCUCGAGGGCCUGAGCCGAGAGUCUGCCAAAAGGCUGCGCUUCGUGCCGGGGAUCGUCUACGUGGACGAGGGUGCAGCCUGUGGCCGGAGCCCAGAGGACAGGGCGAAGACCCUGAGUGAGGCAAGGCUGGUCCUGGAGGCCGUGGGCUUCCCGCACCACGAGGUCGCCCUGGAGGAGGUGUUCAGCCUGCCGCCGUCCGUGCUGCGCCGUCCUGCCCCAGGGCCGGCAGAGACCCAGGCCCAGGGGGACUACAAGGCAGCUGUGGACGCCUUCCUGCAGCAGCAGCUCGUACUGGGAGCGCGGGACAGCCCCCCGCCGGCCCCGGGGGAGGGGCAGCCGCACCAGCCCCACCCCCAAGGUCGCCCAGGCCCUCAGAGCUGGACAGCUGCCCAGACCCAGGCACUGUGCAGACUGUUCGAGUCUGUGAAGACGCUGACCGCCCGGGAGGAGCUCCUGCAGACCCUGCGGACCCACCUGAUCCUGCACGUGGCUCGAGCCCACGGCUACUCCAAGGUGAUGACCGGGGAGAGCUGCACCCGCCUGGCCAUCAGGCUCCUGACCAACCUGGCGCUGGGCAGAGGGGCCUUCCUGGCCUGGGACACGGGCUUCUGUGAUGAGCGCCAUGGGGACGUGGUGGUGGUGCGGCCCAUGCGGGAGCACACCCUGAAGGAGGUCGCCUUCUACAACCACUUGUUUGCCGUCCCCUCGGUCUUCACACCUGCCAUCGACACCAAGGCCCCCGAGAAGGCCAGCAUCCACCGGCUGGUGGAGGCGUUCCUCCUGAGGCUGCAGGCCCACUUCCCCUCCACAGUCAGCACCGUGUACAGGACCAGUGAGAAGCUGACCAAGGCCCCCAGGGAGGGCUGUGCCUCCGGCCCCUGCUGCCUGCUCUGCAUGUGCGCCUUGGACAUCGACGCUGCUGACAGCGCCACGGCUUUCGGGGCUCAGAGCUGCACACAUCUCUCCCCGACGCAGCUGCCCCCACUCCCAGCAGAGGAGGGGAUGCCACCCACACCCUGCUGCCCCCCAGGACUGGGCAGGGCCCAGGGCUGCUGUCGGAGAGGUGCUGACGAGAGGCAGGACGCCCAGGCUCACUUCCUGGACCAGCUGUGCUACGGCUGCCGUGUGAACAUGAAGGAGCUGGCUUCCCUGGACCCUCUGCCCCCCUACAUCCAGGCCGAGGCCCAGCUCCGCAGCCAGAGGGCCUGGGUCAGGCGGGAGAUCCGGGAGUUCCUGAUCGAGGACGGCAGUGACGGCGAGGACGGGCAGAGCUGAAGGGCACGGCGGGGCUGCCGGGGUGGCCGUUGGAAGAUGUCCUGGCACAGCUUGAGGAUGCGGUCCACGCACGGCAGCUCCUCGAACAUGAUGGAGUGCGAGAUCUCGCUGAAGAAGCCCC
Lepus europaeus (European hare) is the source of this 1713-nucleotide messenger RNA. It is a transcript of the gene CTU2, whose product is annotated as cytosolic thiouridylase subunit 2. Gene Ontology annotation, molecular function: sulfurtransferase activity; tRNA binding. Gene Ontology annotation, cellular component: cytosol. The coding region runs from base 36 to 1592 and encodes 518 amino acids. Gene Ontology annotation, biological process: tRNA wobble position uridine thiolation. The transcript is spliced from 16 exons. NCBI's taxonomy places the organism in Eukaryota, Metazoa, Chordata, Mammalia, Lagomorpha, Leporidae. The record is from RefSeq and is a predicted model, not a curated record.